GUCGUCACGGUGUCCGCAUGUUAUCUUACGGGAGUAUCAGUCACCUGCGCCAGUGUGCGUGCGUGCGUGCUCCCGCGGGCUGCUGUGGAUCCAGGAGGACCGGAGAGAUAUGGACGAGGAGGCUCAAGACAGCGAGUGUCCGGUGUGUUACGAGAGUCUUUCGGACAGCACCAGGACGCUGAGCUGCGGGCAUCACUUCUGCCAUGACUGCUUAGUACGAACUCUGCUGAACACCAGCCUGAACGGAUCCAUUAAACGGGACAAUAUCAUCUGCCCCGUCUGUAGACACCUGACAUUCAUCACAAAGCUCCACGGAUUCACAGUCUCAACGGCUGAAGCCAAAAGGAUCGAAAAGACACUGGAAGUACCGCCUCUGCCCUCUCCUGUGUUCCCUGUUGGGUCUCACACUGGAGGUCUUGGCUGUAUCUGCAGGUGUCUGAGGAGUAUUUCAGCAUGCAGACUAUGUAGAAGAAGACUCGUCUGUCCUAAAGACGCUUCAGAAGUGUUCAUCAUCAGUGAGCUGGGUCGACCCAUGGCAGAGGGUGAUGUUAUUGAUUUGGGGACAACUUCAGCCAUGCAGCAGGACUACAGCAGCAACGGACAGAGGCUUUGCACCAUCUCCUGCUGCCUUCUGAUCCUAAUGAUCACUUUCAGCUUACUGGCUCUGGUGGCUGCCACACUUCCUUGGGUUUUGUUGGCUUAAAGUGUCCAGAACUGCUUCUAUGCGGUACCUCGUGCAAGAUAAAUCACUUUAAGACUAGCUGUAUGAUUAUUAAGUCUUACCUUUGUAUGUGUUACUGAAAACGAGAUGGUUUCACAAGACACAAUGAAUGUUUUAAGCAGAACAGACGGCUAUUGUGAGAUCUUUUCCAAGGCUUGUUCUGGCAUGUCUUGAGGGGAGGCAUAUGGAGGUGGUUUCCCUACGAAACAGUUAAAUAUGUAGUGUUGCUUUUUGUUUUGUUCUGGAUCUGAAUGCACAAAGCUGCUGAUCGUGUAAAAACGAUUUGAUCUUGAACCUUCCAUGCUCAUCGAGUUACUGUGAAGAGACUGGGCCAUUUAAACGUGAAGAAGAAAAGAUGAGCUGGUCGUCUGGUUGUCACUUGAUCUUGUAGAAACAACAUGGGAUUCAGUUACAACUACCAUAGACACAGCAAGUUUGAGAAUGGAGGACGGGGAAGGGUGUGAUGAGGCUUGAGCUUUUCUCUACAGCUUGCAUUGCCUGGAAGGAAUGAAACACACCCUUGCUUGUCCAGAAAUUCUUGUCACACGGGCUAGCAACAUUUUUUAGCUAGUUCCAUCCCUUAAAUGACUAAUACCUCACAUUCUGCGCAAGUCGACAGUCAUUACUUGAUUGGAGGGUGUUUCUGUGACGUACCUGUACAGCAAUGCUAUCUCAAUGCACUUCAGAAUCGUAUGUGUACGUGUUUGUACUAGUUGACCCCGUUGACCCAUGUGUCUUCUCCCAGAGGUCAGUUAUAUUGCUCAGAGGUUGCUCAAGUGAUGUUAAUGGAUUGCUCAGUUUGAAGUAUCAAUUUGUCCCAAAUGUUUUUUCCUAAGUCUUUUGGUGAAAUGCACACCAAUGUAAAUGUGUAGUAAUUUCAAUGGACCCUUUUCACAGACUGUGAUGAAGCGUUUCCAUAGUUAAAAGCGUGCAACUAUUUUUUUCAUUAAAAAAAAAAUAAAAAAUGCAGCUACAUAAAACACUACAUUUUGUGUUAAACUACCUUGCCAUUAAAUUACAGAAAAUUAGUUAUCGCUGCUGUCGUGAGUGUUUCUAAUAUAGCUAACAGCUGAGAGAGUGACCGAAAAUUGGACAAUCUCUUAUUAUGAUAAGUUAUUAUUAUUAUUUAUUCGUUUGAUAUUGGAGCAAAUGGAAAAGCAAAAAAAUAAAUAAAAUUGUGCUGUCAACCGAUUAAUCCCGAUUAAUUGCAUCCAAAAUAAAAGUUUUUGUUUACAUGAUAUAUGUAUGUGCACUGUGUUUAUUUAUUAUAUAUAAAUACACAAACAUACAGUAUACAUUUUGAAAAUAUUUACAUGUAUAUACAUUUAUAUAUUUUAAAUACUAUAAAAAUAUAUAUUAAUAUAAUAAACAAAAUAUUUUUCUUAAAUAUAUACAUGCAUGUGUUUGUAUUUAUAUAUACAUAAUAAAUAUUAAUUAUUCAUUUUAUUUAUUUGUGAUUAAUCAUUUGACAGCACAAAAAAAAAAAAAAAAAAAAAAAAAAUACUUGUUUUGUAAUUGUAGUUUUGGUUCACCACUAUCAAAGUUAACACAACUAUAGAAUCCCAGAAAUGUGAAAAGGGCCCAAAGGAAUCUACAUGAUUGUGAAUUUUAUGUGAGGGUGAAAAUUUUGCAAGGGUUUGAAGUUGAUUGUGCCGAUUCAUAGCAUUGACCAGCAGAAAUUUCACAGAAAUGGCACUAAUGUGACCAUACAUGAAGAGUAUAGAGCUAUAAAAUUAAUAUGAAUUACAUAGGAUCAUCUGGCUUUGGAAGUAUUAGAUGAAAAAAACAAACAAACUUGAGUUAAUAAUAAAAUAUAUUGUAUACAGUAUUCAGUCUUUUGCUUAACAAAAAAAUUAAUGUGGAUAAUCUUCCAAUAGUCAACAUAAUUUGAAAUGUUUGAGUUUAUAUUUGGAUAAUCACCAGACUUCAGUUUCAAACAUCUAGCUUUUCACUUUUUUUUUCUCUAAAAACAUAAAUGAUCAAUAUCCUGUCUCCCCUUACAUCAUUUCAGGAUGUAGACAUUGUUAUUACAGCAGUUUGAGGUGAACAAUACACAAGAAAACAAAAGACCAAAAGUAUUACAAAUGUAGAGUUUAAUAUAUAUCUAUGUAUUUCUGACAUUCUGAUAAGGACUGCGGCAGGCUUCACAGUACAGACUGUGUUCUUCCACUGAUAUGCUAAGCUGAGGAGGGUGAUUUACAGGCAGAUUUGUACAUUAGUUCGGUAAGCGGUGGUGAAGAGGGCUGUACAUUGUUGGACAAUGUGCACUGAACAACUUAUCACCUUUGAAUCACCUGAUCACACAUCCCUGGUUCAUCGUUGACUCCCUUUAUUAUCUGGUAAUGUUUUAAUGAACACACAUGUGAUUUUCUAAAGGGAAUAAUUAAAUGCAUGCUCUGUCACUCCAAAUUGCUGGUUUUCACAGGAUGAUGUAAAUGAUUGAUAUACUAACCUAAAUGUUCAAAACAGAUGACUGAGACAUCUUCAGUUCAGUUCGUCACUGUUAUAACUUUGUGGCUAAUUUGUAUCAUUAGUUCUUUUUGAACAUAUCAUUUCAUGUUGAAAAUGUCAGAUAAAUUAAGAAAUAAAUGUAUCAGUACAAAUUAUGUCUUUGUAAUAGGUGCAUUAGAUGACUGUUUUAUUUGACAAAUCCCAUUUUGAAAAGAACAUUUGUACUAUAAUUGCACUAUAAUCAUUUUCUUGAAUCAAGCAAGUAAUAAGAGAAUUUGUUAAAUCAAAUCUGUUUGACUCAUUAUUAGGCCUGCAUGGAAUCUGUGCCUGGGAAAGAUAUCUUUGCGGAUUUCUGCCCUUCCCAUGUUGGUUUAACAUCAAUUUUGACUCGAUAAUAACAAAAUAUUUCCCAUUUAGAUUCUGUACUGAUUUCCCAUGAUUUCAGUGCAUCAAAAUGCAAUGAAAAGCAUCACAACAACAGGUCCAGGUCAGGGCAUUUCACUCCAAAAUCGGAAAAAAAAUUUUGUUCAAUAUUUAUGACUAUCAAUAUUUUAUUGUAAUUUUUUUUUGCAUUUUGGCAUUACAUUAAAAAUUACUGUUAUACAAAUUUUUAUUAAUUUUUUUAAAAACAUACAACACAUACUAUUAUUAUGAUAGUACAAGCACAAUUAAAAUAUAUUACAGAAUUUUUUAAUCGUAUUAAUGACAUUUGGGAAUGAUAUUGUGCUUAAUCAUCAUGAAAAUCAUUUGAUUGAAUAGCUUCUUGUUCUUUAAAUAAAACAUAAUUUCUUGAUUUUUUCUUCUGAUUUUGGGGUGAUACAUGACCUGUGCAGAUUCUGUGUGGGUCAAAUCAUCAGUUAAAAUGACGUAUGUACAAUUCAUCAGGUUUAAAAAGUUCCAUCAUGGCUAUUACAUCCAUUCUGUUUCGACCAAAUCCUUGAACAUACUGGAUAUAAAUGUUAAACAUCGUCAACCUGUAAAUUGAUUAUCUUAAUUUACAAAUCACAUAUCCCUGUGCCUUUUCAACUUAGAAAAGCAUGUGAUAACAGAUGUAGUACUGAACCGGAAUGAGAAUGCAUGUACAUACUGUAUAAAAUCCUCCCACGUCUUCAUUAACAACAACAUAAGCAUUCAUUAUGAGCGCUAACAGAGAGAGAUGAGCAUAAAGAAAAUAAACCAUGCGUCUAUUGCAGCUGCUAUAAGGCCUUUACUCUAGUGCACUUCCAAGUAAAGGCGAAAUCACAUUCAGUCAGCACACUCGAACAGACACCACUGCCUCCUCACAGAACACCGCGGGAAACGGCACAGACAGAACCUCACGUACACACGAAACUCGCCGUUAGCUUCAGGUUAUAAAUACUGAAUGUGAGGGCACUUGCAAUUAUCAUUGUGUAAUCACUACAACUAUAACUCAGUCACCAAUAAUCAUUAGACUAUAUUUCAUCAAGAACACACACUGAGGCAUAUCACAGAUUUCAGCAAAAAAAGUCCUUUUGUCCCUGACGUACACUAAUGCUUAUUCAAAGAGAGAAAUACAAGCCAUGGCUAUCCAUCGUUGGAAGUAGAGUCCUUCGUAUGAGAACGGAGACGGUUCGCUGUGCCCAUUCCUUCCACGGGACAGAAGUGAGCUAAUGCUUGUUUGACCUUAAUACAGUUCUGCGCUUUUUGUACAAGUUCAGACAAGAGAAAUUGCAGCAUCCAGUAGUCUCGUAGUGUUGUAUACCCAUGAAGCAAAUGUGGUAUCUCAGUGUGGCAUCAGACUAUGUGUCUGGGGAAAAGCAAAUGAGACUUUGAAGGAUCUUUAGGGCCUGAUAUCUUUGAGAUGACAUUUCGAAAUGCUCCCUGCCAAGUUAGAAAAUCUGUAUUUUUCCAUUGAUUUUAUGGCGAGAUAUGCUAUACAGUGGCCCUAAAAAGUAUGCAGACACAUAGUUCAUGUGAUGAAUGACAUCAGUGAGGAAAUAACCUCAUACAUCCACUAAAAGCGAUACCAGUUGACUACAAGUAGGCUAAUUGGACGAAAUCACUAGUUAGUUCUAAGAGAAGAUCUAAUAGUAUUAUUUUGCAGAUUCCACACAUCACAACUUUUUAGGGCCAUUGUAUUUUCAUUGAUAUAAUCUACCAGUUUUUAUACAAGAGUAAGACUGAACCGAUGUUAUACGAUUAUUGUUAUCUGGCGACUUCAUAUAUUUUCUAAUAAUAGUACUGUAAGUAGCUAUACAGUUGAUUUAUGCUGUUGAUUAAGGCUGUUAUUGAUGAGGUCGGUUUAGGGAUAAAAUCUCUCUCGGGAGUAACUCUACCUAAACUUCUGCCACGUCUGCAUUCAUAUUUCUACAUCUAGUUCAUGGCUUACAAAAGUGCAAAAAACUCACUUGCUAUGUGAACCUGACAAAAAGUGUUCAGGGACAAAAUAAUACUUAGAACAUUAUUUCUAUACAAGAUAAAUAUGGCAUGUCACAUUUAUGAAUAUAUAAUUCAUAUUUGCCUUUACAUUUGUCCUCUCGUUGACACUUAUCUACACAUCUUUAUAUACAGUAUUGGUAUAUACAGAAGGGAUAGUGUGGCACUGCGUUUGAAGCACUUUGGAGGGCAUAUGAGUGCGGAAAGACAACAGAAAAUGCAAGGCAGUGCAUUGGAACAGAACCAGUAGUUGAUCUCAGUGGCUGCCAAAAGUAUUAUAUGAAACAUUUGCAGUGACCCAUUUUAGCACAUGCACUGUUUCUGUUUUGCAGGUAAAGAGUGAAGAAUUGAGAUUUCCAGGGUUCCCGCACUUUCUGACCAAUGAAUUUCCAUGAACAGAUUUCCAGGAUAAGGAUUUUUAAAUAUCAUUAUCAUUACAUAGAGAUCGCAAACUCUCACAAAAUAAGAAAUACUUCAGAACAGAAAAAAAUAUAUACAGACUAUAGAAAAUUCCAUGAUUAGUUAGAGGGAUUUUAAAAUUUUCCAUGACUCUAUUAAAAUUCCCUGAUAGUUUCCAUGACUGUGGGAACCCUGGCUUUCCUACCUUGCUUCCGUGUACUGCAUUAUAUUGUACUGGCUCUUUAAGAAAAUGCACUUUACUGCAGUAGUGGUCACUGUGUUGCUGUAUUAUGUGCGAUUCAGAAAGUUCUGACGAUGUUCUGCCACAGAUAAAUGCACAUAUCAAUCAAAACGUUACAGCAAAUUGAUUGACUCCCUGCUAAGCCCCGCCCCCUCAGUUUCUGUUGCUGACUCAGAAAAACUUGACUGAAUCCACCGAAGGAAUGAAUUGGACAUUUCAGGCCCUGUCCCAAAUGGCACCCUAAACCCUCGCGGCCUUCCUCUGAGUCUGCACUUUGGUGACAUAAUGCCGCUUUGACAGCAUCUGAUUGCUCGCGAGCACCCUUCUGAAUGCUAAAAUGAUGAAUGGGACACCCAGGGUCUCGUGGACUUAAUGGACAUGCGCGCACGCGGCGGCCACUGUAAGUCCGUAAGACCGCAAGUGCACAUGAAGUGUUCCAGUUUACCAUUCUACAUGUUCAGGACACAUUAUUCAAUUCACCUCAUGCAAUUCCCAACUUCUAAGAUUUGGAAAAGGAAGGAAAAUUUGAUCUCUCUUUAGUGGGUAUAUUUACUUUUAUAUUUAUGAAUUUUGGCAGACGCUUUUAUCCAAAACAACUUGUAUUCAACCCAGCAGGCACAGGACGUCAAUAUAACAUCAGAGAGACGUUGCAUUUUGGUUGAGAAUGAAAAUCGGGCUGACAUCAGUAUUUGAUGCCAUUUUGACAUUGACUUAACAUUGGAUUUUGGUUACACAUCCUAAAAAAACAAAAAACAAAAAACAAAUAUCAACAUCAGCUGACAUCAGUAUUGGACAUCAAAUUAACAUUAGACGUUAAAUCGACAUUGGAUUUUGGUCACCUGAAGUUGCAACCGAAAUUUAACCAAAUAUGUGCCUGCUGGGAAGGUACAUAUUUACAUUUUAUCAGUUCUUGCUCUCCCUGGGAAUCGAAUCCAAGACCUUGGCAUUGCUAGAGCUGUGCUCUACUGUUUGAGCCAUAGGCAACAAGGGUUUAAUGUAUUCUCUGAUAGUUUUAAAUGUAAUUUUACAAAAUUACUGUCCAUAGAUCUACUUUAGAAAUGAGCACUUGUCUGAUAAUAUAAUGGGCAGCAACAGUUGCUAAGGCCAGAUUGGUCAGUAGCACUUUAAGGCGGGACUUAGCAAAAGGUCAACUGAAUUGGAUUGCUAAAGCAGUGAUUAGUGUAGGUUAGAGAGAUUGAGAAAGAAAGAAAGAGGGAGAGAAAGAAAGCGA
Messenger RNA from Onychostoma macrolepis, 7440 nucleotides. Its product is annotated as RING finger protein 222. The transcript has a single exon. Bases 110 to 703 code for a protein of 197 amino acids. The record is from RefSeq and is a predicted model, not a curated record. Lineage: Eukaryota; Metazoa; Chordata; Actinopteri; Cypriniformes; Cyprinidae.